UCUUUUUAUCUCUGUGGCGUGGUCUCCCAUCCCUCCCCCCCCACUCUCUCGCGCCGGCUCAGGGACUGCACUGCUGCAGCUGAAUGAAACAGAUCCAGGUAUUUAUUGUUAUUCUCUAUUCCUAAAAAGACACGCGCUGAAAGUCUGACGGCUCGUGGCAGGGUCGCUGAACGCGCUGCUUGAAAAAAUUUAAAUAAAAGUGGAUGCUCCGGGGCUGCACGAGCUCCCGUUACCGCAGGGAUGUGAGGCCCCCCCCCCCCUCAAGCUGCAGGGCUUUUGGUGGUGGCGAUGGUGCUGGUGUUGACCUUCCACGGCCGUUUGCAGUCAUUGACUGUGUCUGUGUGUGUGUGUGUGUGUGUGUGUGUGUGCGCGUGUGCAUGAAAGAAAGAGAUGAAAAAUAAAGGGGGCGGGUAGUGAAGGAAGUGUGUGUGUGUGUGUGUGGUGGAGGUUGAGGUGGGAGGUGGGAGAGAGUGGGGGAUACAUUUUAUUUUUUGUGAAUGGAGCUUUUUGGCGCGAGCGCGCGCGCUGGCAGCUCCGCUGGCUGAGCUAAAAUUAGCCUCGUGCCUGGAUUUUUUUUUUCCUUCUUUUUUUGUGUCUGCGUACAGCAGCAUAUGUGGAUCAGAAAUCUGAAUUAACGGGGGGGGGCUCCGUGUUGCAAGCGCACGCGCGUCUGGGCACGCGCCCAUAUAACACGCCACCGGUGAAUAGGACGGCAGCUAUAUACCGCCGCGCCGUGCCCCAGGACGUCAUGCACCAUUUUUAGAGAUGCUCUAUAAAUAGAAUGUGUUGAUGAUGGUUUGGACUGAGAGGAGAUCGAACAUCUUCAGUCUCCGGCAUCUUUUAGCUAUGAUUCUCUCCCUGGCGGCAGUAGCAGCCAUGAGUAGCGGCGGCGGCAGCGGCCUCAACUACUCCUCCCCCCUCGACUCUUUCGACUCCUCCACCUCCUGGAUCCUCGGCGAGGACCCCUCCAACUCCUCCGAGCCCGUUGUGCGAACCCUAACCCCUGACCUCCAGCCGGCGACCACCGCGGUCGCCGUCCAGGAGGUGAACCCGUGGGACGUGGCGCUCUGCGUGACGGGCACGCUCAUUUCCUGCGAGAACGCGCUGGUGAUCGCCGUGCUGUUCUACACGCCGACACUCCGUGCGCCGAUGUUCGUCCUGAUCGGCUCGCUGGCCGCGGCGGACCUCCUAGCCGGCCUCGGCCUGAUCCUGAACUUUGUCUUCACCUACCUGGUCGACAGCUCGGUGGAGUACGUGACGCUGCUGUCGGUCGCACUGCUCAUCUCCGCCUUCUCGGCAUCCGUCCUCAACAUCCUCGCCAUCACGGUGGACCGCUACCUGUCGCUGUACAACGCCCUGACCUAUCACACCGAGCGGACGGUCACCUUCACCUACGUGAUGGUGGUCCUCAUCUGGGUGUCGUGCCUGGCGCUUGGCCUGCUGCCGGCACUCGGCUGGAACUGCCUGCGCGACGAGUCCGCAUGCAGUGUCUGCUGGCCCGUCACCAAAGUCAACGCCGUGGCACUCGCCGUCACCUUCCUGCUCGUCUUCGCCCUGAUGAUGCAGCUCUACCUGCAGAUCUGCAAGAUUGCCUUCCGCCACGCGCAGCAGAUCGCCGUGCAGCACCAGUUCGUCGCCAUGUCCACCACCAAAGGCGUCUCCACGCUGUCGGCAAUCCUGUGUGCCUUCGGGGCGUGCUGGCUGCCGUUCGCCAUGUACUCCAUCGUGGCCGACUCCAGCUACCCCGCGAUAUACACCUACGCCACGGUGCUCCCAGCCACCUGCUGCUCCGUGAUCAACCCCAUCAUCUAUGCGUUCCGAAACCCGGACAUCCAGAAGUCGCUGUGGUUGGCGUGCUGCGGUUGCGUCCCGUCCAACCUCUCCCUCAGACCCAGGACCUCCAGCGACGUGUAGCAGGGAAAAGGUCGGUUUCUGUCUGGCGUGACGCUCAACACCGAGUCGAGGGGUUGUAGGAGGGAGGAACGGGAGGGGGGGAGGUGAGAGGUCGUGGCGGAGGGAAGAGAUUUUCUUCCACUCUUCAUAUCAGGGCUGGUGGCUGACGCACGGCGGAGCCACGGGAAGAAGAGAACACAAAAAAAGAAAUAAAUAAAGACAGAGCUAAUGAAGAUCUUUGGAGAAAAGGGUGAUGGAGGUGGCGUGAAACCAACUGGAAAAACCUGAUGAUGGUGGGAGACUGACCUCCUUUAUUGAGAGCGACGUGGAAGAGAGGAAGCGAGGCCUCAAGAGUAGCAUACAUGUGACGGACGGGAUUCGGGAAAGGGGGAAAAACGUCCCCAAAUCUCCGUUGGACAUUAGCUUUUUUGGGCAGCGCCGCAUGGUUAUGCAAUCAAAAAGGUGCAAAAACAGUCUUUAAAAUGCUGGAUGUGCUUUCACUGAUGUGGAUAAAAAUACGACGAGCUAAAUAUACACAACGAAUGACCUUGAGUAUUUCUCAACAAGCGAUCUUUGUUCUCCUGAUGGGAACGAGACUACUUCCUCCUUUUGAAACUAAAUUCUAACGGUGACGUCCCCCUUGAUGUGAUGCAGGUUAGGUAAUUAGUGAGUUUAUAGCCUAUAAUGAUAAUUAACCCUCAUGUGCCGAGAUUUAAAAUUGGGUUGGUUGCUAAUCAUCAUUAGCAUCGCUAGCUCGUUCUCCCCCACGCCGACGCCUUCAAUUGGCAAUAAAAAUGUGUCACGAUCCAGAGAGAAAACGACUCCUCCCCAAAACACUCAACUCUGAAUCUACCAGGGCUCCCAAAUGUGCAGAGCAGCCACCGCCAGUUUGAAAAUACCUAGAGAGGGAUUUCCACACUGGUGUGAUGAAAUCAAAUCUGCUCCCCCUGUCUGAGGAGGGGUUUCUCAGCCAGCCGGUGAAUGUGAGGCAGAGAGAGAGAGAGCUGAAUUCAGCACCAAGGACAGCGCCACUGCAGAGCAAUGCUACCCUGGGAAUGCUCUCUGCUGCUGGGGGGAAGUAGGCUACGCUGUUCUCUACACUGACUAGAUAAGGAACGUGCUUUAAAGGGACAUUCCAGCUUUUCAUUGAAUGCUGAAUGAAGGUAUUUUUAAGUCUUUUUUCCCCCAACGUUCAGUCCGGAAGAGACAAACAAAAUGAGAUUAUUACGUACGUCUAAUUUGGCCGGUAACGGUAGUUUAUCAGCGCGACCUAGAAGAGCUUUUCUUUGUUUGUUUCUUUUGAAAAGCUGCACAUUUUUGAAAUCGCUUCCAGUUUUCGGUUUGAAAGAGAGACCGCCGUGAGCGUUGUUUUCAAAAGUGUUGCUAAUGUCAAACAAGACUGAAUCAAGGCAAAAAAGGAAAAGAAAAGAAAGGAGUUGAAUUAAAUAGCGAGGCUUCAUUUUUCACAUUUGCGGCUUAAAUCUGCAUUACCUUAUUUAAAAACAGUUAGAAAACGCUGUAAAUCGAAGACAAAAACGCUGAAAAAGUCAAAAAGCUAAAGAAAAUGACUUCGAUCGGGCUCAGAUAGUCCGUAAUUAUCCACUUGAGUUCCUGCAGCGCGGCCAUGACCCCGUCCUUUCUAUCCUGCGUCGCUCUAUACAUCCCUCGUAUCUCAGCAGCAGGAAUUAUGCAUGAGAAAAGAACAUGUACGGCCCCACGAGUGCCGGUAAAGCAGACCUUCUGACAUGGCUGAGGUGAGAGCAGCCGAUGUUUCUCAGAGGCUAACGGGACCUCGGCGUUUAUCUGCAUCCGCAUGAGGCGUCGCCGGCUCUAAAUGUAGAGACGGCAUUCUAACGCCACCGUCUCAUUGGUUAUUUAAUAGCUAGAGCUGAGCACAAUCUUUAUUCAGUAGAGCACUUUUCUUCUGGACUUUGGUUGGCUACCUUCUAUUUAAGUUGUACGUGGAUUUUGCCAUAGUUCUGCAAAAAUCAUUACUUUAUCUCGGGCUGAACCUCGAACAAAGACUUUCUUAGUCGACCAAUCGAUUAGUUGAUGUAAUCGACAGAUCUUUAAAACCGAGUUUCUCUAAAAAUAAUCACUUAUGUCAUUUAGCAUGAAAAACAAAAUCACAAAACCAUGCAUAGAUGCAUACAAUCUUUUCAAAAUAAACAGGAAACAACUUAGGUUUAGACAACAAAACCUAUUUAAGUUUAGGAAAAGAUCGUAGUUUAGGUUGAAAUAACUACGUUUUUUUGGCCGUCUCACCACUUCCUGGUUCAUGAUUACGUGGAUUACAGUCGCUACAAACAUUUGAUCAACUAAACCUCGAUCGACUAAGAACAAAACCACAGAUUAGUCGACUAAGAGCGGGCAGCCCUGGUUCUAUCGAAUCUCUAACGCCAUGAAAAACAUUGUCCAUGUUUAUACUAAGUCCCGCGGUCAGGAAUAAAUCGUGUAUUCAGGGAAUAAGGCCAAAGCCUGUAUGAACCACACGCACACAAACAAUCUAUUAUAAUGCUGUAAAACACGAGCAUCAGAUGGUCUCAAUUCCUCCGGCUUCCAUUUUCACUUCCCUGCUUGCAGCCCGUCAGCAGUAGCUGGAUAUCCGCUGCACACACACACACACACACACACACACACACACACACACACACACACACACACACACACGGCCUUCUAGAAGCAGCGCUGCUCUGGCCCCCAGGGGCCCCCCCACCGAAGGCUUCGGCGGGGUUAAUGAGAAGCAAGAGAGAGAGAGGCGAGGUGACGCGGUGUGAAAUAGAAACGGCAGGCGAGACGCGCUUUUAACGGAACCUCAGGUCACGUCUGAACGUCACACACACAGACACACACACACACACAAUCAGGAUGAAGUCAUUUCCCACUGAAAAGGGCAUCGUGUGAGUUAAAUCCAGCUAAUGUUAAUAACAUCUCGGUAACAGUGGCGGAGGGAUGUACAGAGGAUUUGUUGCAGACACUCAAUCUGCAUUUAAAUGAUCUGAGGAGAUAGUUUUCCCUCAGAGAGAGAGAGAGAGAGAGAGAGAGAGAGAGAGGUACCGUGACUAAGCUAUCGCAUGCUGCUAAUAUACAUGUGUGGGAGGUGUGCUGGCUUUUGGGAGAGAGAGUUCAUAUAAAGGCUGUCGUUUCAAAACUAGGAGACUCACUCAAAUCACAAAAAAAAUAAAAUAAGUUUCUGCAACAAGGGAGUCACUUCCGAAUUUAAGCUUUCUACCAAAUAAACCACAAGGAUAGUCGACUAGCUAAGAACACAGAAAACUCUGAAGAUGGCGCUCAGGAGACGUUGGUAUUAUUUGUUUUUCUAGAGUGUAAAUCAAAAACGUAGAAGUGUAUUUUUCUUGGCAGCAGCAAACAAUCAGUUGUGUUUUUGGAGGCAGUUGUUAGCGGAGCAGCUACACCGCUCUGCCAAUGACUUCCUUUGCAGAAUCUCUUGUCUUCUUUGUUUUUAUCUGUUUUUUGGCCUUAUUUGAACAAAAAAAAAAAAAACUCCUUCGCAAUAAUGUCCAACUGUAUUUUUGCUGUGUACAAAAAAGGCCACAAUGGAGAAAAAGAGAGUACGACAGGUGGAGGCAGUGGGCUCUGAAAGGUUCGCAGAGUAACUCAAAGUAUACCUUUUUAAAGCACAUUGUACUGUACUUGGUAUGAAUAUGUCUGAACAGGGUUUUCCAAAAUACAUUUCAGCAGGAAGUGGAACGAACCUAAAUAUGAAGUUUCCAUUUAUAGAUGGUGUAUUGCAGAAGGAGAUCUUAUAUUUCUCUCUAAAAUAAGCUUUAUUUUGUGUGUUAGAUGUCUCGUUUUAUACUAUUAAAGGUAAAAAAAAUAAAUAAAAAAACGUUUAUGUGAAGGUGACAGCUGUUAAACGAGUCGACCGCCUCCCUCUCUCGCCCUCUCUUUUUGCUGAACCGCCGCAUUGAUGGAACUGCCUAACGGUAAAAAAAGACGAGUGAAAUAUGUUCAAUUACUCUGAAGCCGGACGGAGUUCGGUGCUUCUGGAAAAAGCUUUGGUGAAACCAAACGAUUCCCAGAGAGAUAAUUAAAUCUAUUUCACAUUGGAAUCUGAUGCAGAUCCCGUUGGCGCGCGGUCUUCCUGUUUGCACAACGAUGUGUGAGACUUGCUUCGUCGGCCCUGUUUGGAGAUGCUAGAUGGGACCCAGAUUACAUUUUAGGUGAUGUUAGUGUCACACCCGUCUCUAAAACAGCCUUAAAGGUGGAGAAUCUGCACUAGCUUGGCUAAUGCUAGCAUACGAGCUAACGUCCCCGUGUUUACCUCCCUAUUAAAAAUGAAUCGGACGCAAUUAGGAUCAUGAACCAGACUUGGAUUAAACAGAAAUGAAAUGUCAUGGUUUGUUUUACUCCGACGCUUAAAACUGUCUUGGCUCCAGUUAAAACUCCCCGCAAUUAUAUUUACAAUACUAUUUAUUUUAAGGGGAUAUGUGCAAUAAGUGGGUUCACUAAAGGAGCAAAAUAAUUUGUUUGAAAGCCGGAGAGACAAAGCAUUGCAUCCUAUUAGCGACUAGCGCUAGCAUGUUGGCCGGCUGGCCAGCUGGCUAGCAACAAGCAUCUAGAACCAAUUCGUGAAUAUUUCGCUGCACGACUUUCAGGUGUGAAAUGCAAACUGUUCUCUCUCCCAAGUCGUCCAAUACCGACGCUCGGUCAGUCAGUGGCACUCAGCUUCUAGUUCUUUGGGGUUCUUAGGAACCUUUUUCAUCCAAAGAACCCUUUUUGUAAGAAAGGGUUCUUCAAGGAUUGUUGAUGGUAUGGAUGUUAAAAGGGAACGCCCACAAACCCCCCAAAAACUGAUUGGGGACCAUGACUGUUGUGGGUUGUGCAGCACCACAUCAGCCCUGGUCCUAUAGGGUUCGAGAUAACACCCUUGGACUAUUAAAGGGUUCUUGUUGGUAUCAUUAGAAGGUGAAAAGGUUACCAUAGACGGGUUCUCUGUAGAACGACUCAUAGCGGGUUCUGAGUGGAACCUUUCACAGAAAGUUCUAAGCAUGACCCUUUAUGCUGGGUUCUAGGUGGAACUCCCUGAACGCCUUUACUAAAGGUUCUACCAGGAACUAAGAAAAGAACCCUACAUGGUUCUAGUUAGCGCCUCUAUUUCUAAUAGUGUAGCAUUUGCAUGAGACGCACGGAGCUUUCAACUAACUCCAGUUUAAAAACAUCCACGUCACUAUUAGAGGAGGUGACGUUGUGCAAAGACACAAACAGGACUUUCACCCAGGACACCGCUGUUCGUGUCCCGUGUUAAACCAAGUCAACGUAGACUUAUUUAACCUUAGUUUUUGUUGUGUAACUUCCAUAAAAGCCAAGUACUUUUGUUGCAUAAGUAAACCUACGUUGGAAGUUUAUUAUGAAAAGACACCGCGGAUGCAACCAUUGGAAACUGAAAUGCCCCAAAAGUCAAGCUAAAGGGGAACCUAGAGCGUCAUGGUUUCAAGUAUUUGACGAGUUGGGAGAGAUAAUGUGUUGGAAUUGGCCUUUAAGAUGGAGUCAGUUUCUAUUUUUACUUUAAUCAAUUGAUAAUAUAUUCCUGUCGGUUGAGAACACACUUUGUUGUUUAUGUUUUGGGCCAUUUUGGUGGGUAUUUUUUUGUCCUUUGGCAGUAAAAAUGUCAACUGUCUGGCGUUUUCUUCAGGGUAAAUCUAACUAUUUGAUCCAAGUCUGGAGGGAAUCACGAGCCCCAAAGUAAAAACCACGAAUCAGCCGUUUCUCAGAGUGCGCUGACUGACGUGUUGAAUCCUGCGUCGCUCAGCUGUAAUUUUUAUCACCAUCCCAUCUGGCCUGUCCAUCUAGUGAUGGUUUAUAACAAUUAACAACAACUCAUCUGUGAAUAUGCCACCGUUCAGUCAACCAUUCCUGGGGCAGGAGUGGAGCGACCACUCACUGUGUGUGUGUGUGUGUAAGUGUGUGUGUGUGUGUUGUCCCCCCGGGAUCAUAGCCAAUUGUAAUGAACCAUAACUCAACCAACUCUCACUGUAAACACACACACGCGGAAUGGUUUUGUCAGCCGCUAUACAGGACUAUAAUUCAAUUUAAAAGACGGGAAAACAGAAAAGAAAAAGAAAUAACUGUACAAGUGUGUGUGUGUGUGUGUUAUUUUUAUUAUGCAAAUGCUGUACAGAAAUGUAUAUUUUUGUAAUGUUCAUCAGGGCAUGAGUUACGAGUCAUGGUCGCUGCUGUGAGCAUGAGUUUGUUGUGAGCGUGUGUGUUUCUUCCUCUUCUUCUGUGUUCUUCCUAUAAACAAAUGUCAAAACUUUCUUUUUGGUGGGGCUGAAAAAAAAAGAAAAAGAGAAGAAGUUGUGUGUCGGAUACGCUGAAAAAGUGCCAUAUUUUUUCGACUAUCUAGUGUCUUAUUUAUUUGUUUAUCUUUGUGUACAUGCACGUUUAUCAGAGGGGCGACUCUCACUGUGGAGUUAGUACAUCUGUAAACAACAAGAAGCUCAACACGGUCAGAGACAGAAACUCUAAGCAGCGGGAUAAAGAUGGAAGAAGAGGUUGUGCAGAAGUAUUUAACCUUGAUGUUAUUUAUCACAAAAAAAGACCAAUAUCACCAUUAAGAAGUCCAUCUGUUCUUCUGUGACGUCAGACUGAAAUCACAGUAAUCCCGACACUUUUUCCAGAAAAAGACGAGAGAGAGAGAGAGACGGUGUUGUACGUCACAGAGUCAGGUUUCCAGUGACGUCACUUUGUCUGAGUCGUGUCUCAGAGAGCAGGUCGUUUCAAAGACAUCCCUCCCCUCUUCUUCUUCUUCUUCCUCUCACCAGCUUCCCCCCCAUCGUUUCUGCCUCCCACUCAUCCUCACUCAUUUCGUUCCUCCAACAGUUUCAAGCGCAUCCCUUCAUUUUUCCACUUUUCCUCGAGGUUCUUUUUACACCAUUCCCUCCGUCCAUCUUCUGCCACUCUCUUCACCUUCAUCCCCCCUCCCCCGCCCUCUUUCUCUCGUCUAACAUUUUGCUAUCGUCGGGCCUGCAGGAAGCGAGUCGGUCGGGCUCCGUCUAAAAAUAGUUACCCUGAAAGCAGAUAAAAGGCAAAAGCGAAAAAAGAACAGCAGGAAAAAAAGAGAAGGAGGGGAGCGAGGUAGUAAAGAAAGUAGAAAUCGAACCCUUCGCCCUCUUUUCUCUUUCCCUGUCGAGUUCCUUCCUUCCCGUCUCAUCUUCUUUGCAGGAGCACACGCUCAUCUUCUAUUUUUACACCUCUCAUCAGAGUCUCUCUCUCUUUUUUGAUUCGUUUCUCCGGAGCACAAGCAUUAACACAAAGGGUUUCUUUCUUAAAAGCAGGGAUUGGUGGAUGAGUGCAGCACACUCGACCGUCAUGGCUAGGCUAGGCUAACGUUCUCCCUCUGUGACCUACAAUCUGGCAACACUUCAGGCAAGCAGAGAUUGUCAAUCAGAAGAAGAAGAAAAAAACCAUUACAGAGCUAAUUUUCUAUUGGACCGAGUAUGGCCUUCAUAGAAAACAAACAUUGUUUUAUGCAUUGAUGUUGUCGGUCUGGAUGAGGAAGCAGCACAUGUGAACGAGCAUCACCGGGCCCUCAGGGUGAGGCGGUUAUUGGGUAAUGAUACUGUGAUGUCACAGAGCUGAUACGGUGUCCUUGAAUCAUGUCGUUUUGUUUUCAUUAUUUUACUGUAUUUUCUUUCAUUUCUCCUCUCGAGUCCGUGUGGUGAAACAGUCGGUUACGAUAAAAAGUACAAAAUGCACUUUAUAAGAUGGACAUGUUACACAUUGCACUUGUAAAUGUCGAAUGUAAAACCUUGAAGAGAAAGAUUUAUUUUUAAUAAUUGUAAAUUAAUGCAAAGAGAAAGAAAGACAACAAAAAAAAGACUGCAAAAAAACAAGUGAAGAAUAAUUUGCCAAAUAAACUGAACAAAAAGAGGAAAGUUGUGUUUUCUUUUUUCUGGGAUGGAGUGAA
Messenger RNA from Anarrhichthys ocellatus (wolf-eel), 9823 nucleotides. It is a transcript of the gene gpr185b, whose product is annotated as G protein-coupled receptor 185 b. The record is from RefSeq and is a predicted model, not a curated record. The coding region runs from base 790 to 1914 and encodes 374 amino acids. Gene Ontology annotation, biological process: G protein-coupled receptor signaling pathway. Gene Ontology annotation, cellular component: membrane. The transcript has 2 exons. Lineage: Eukaryota; Metazoa; Chordata; Actinopteri; Perciformes; Anarhichadidae. Gene Ontology annotation, molecular function: G protein-coupled receptor activity.